This is a messenger RNA of Racocetra persica, 940 nucleotides long. The record is from the annotation of a GenBank genome assembly. Lineage: Eukaryota; Fungi; Glomeromycota; Glomeromycetes; Diversisporales; Gigasporaceae.
AACUUUUCCCAAAAGUUGAUAUCGGUGCACAAUUUACUAGCAAAAUGAUGGCAGACGCUAAUGAUGAUAAAUGGAAAACACGGAAAGAAGCUCUUGAGCAAGUUCUUGCUAUUGUAGAUGCUAACAAGAGAAUUAAGCCGAAUUUAGGUGAAUUUGCACCAAUUCUUAAAUCACGCCUUGCUGAUAGUAAUAAGAACCUUCAAAUGAUGGCAUUGGACAUUUGUGGCAAGCUUGCAACAGCCAUGGGCAAGCCUUUCGAAAGAUACGUAAAAACGUUGGUCGGUCCUGUGACAUCUGUGCUAACAGACCAAAAAGCCACCGUACGCGGUAGCGCAAUUAGUUGUUUGGAGUGCUUGGCGUCUGCUACUGGUCUUGAUCCUAUGGUUUCUUCAUUCGCAACCAGUCUUGGUUCUGAAAACCCUCUGUUGAGAAAAGAUUUAUUACACUGGUUCUCGGAUCGUCUCAAAGAUGCAGAUGAAAAAAAUAAUUUACCAGAUUUACAAAUAUUAGUUCCGUCUUUAUUGUCGUGUUUGCAAGAUCGCAAUGGGGAUGUAAGGAAAGCUGCACAAUCGUGUUUAGGGCCUGUCGUAAAAAGUGCUGGCUAUGAUUUUGUGGUAACAAAAUGCGGAGAUCUUAAGGGAGCCGUAAAACAAACUAUAAUGCCAAUGGUUGAAGCAGUUCGACCAGCACAUGGAACCGUUCAAAAGACGGCAAAAAAUAGUGAAACUGAUGCCUCUGAUGAUAUAGACGAGGAUGAUACACCAAAAUUACCACCUGGAUUAAAACUUAAGCCACCAGCUAGCUCUGCACAGGGUAUACCAACUAGAUCUAUUGCAAUGUCACAUCCCACAUCAACGAAUGAUGCUUCAAGUUCAGGUUUAAUUCCUCCCAAUGGGCAAAAUUCAUUGGCUGCUAAUAAUGCUCCGCCAUCAUUUUGCUA